Messenger RNA from Capsaspora owczarzaki ATCC 30864, 4387 nucleotides. RefSeq names its product flightless-1. The transcript has 4 exons. Bases 91 to 4200 code for a protein of 1369 amino acids. Lineage: Eukaryota; Filasterea; Ministeriida; Capsasporidae. Gene Ontology annotation, molecular function: actin filament binding; phosphatidylinositol-4,5-bisphosphate binding. The record is from RefSeq and is a predicted model, not a curated record. Gene Ontology annotation, biological process: barbed-end actin filament capping; myofibril assembly; actin filament severing. Gene Ontology annotation, cellular component: cytoplasm; nucleus; actin cytoskeleton.
CUUCGACCUUCUUUUGUCCUUUCGUCCCCCUGUUCACAUCCACCACCACCCCUCCCUGCCACAACGCACCAACACACCACCACCACCACCAUGGCGGCUCCGGCAGGCAUCUUGAACUUUGUGCGGGGCCUGGACCUGUCGUCCAAUCCGCUGGACGAUGACUUUGGCAACAGAUUGAAGAACUUGAGCAACCUGUACUGGGUGAAGCUGAACAAGACCGGCCUGGUGCACGUCCCGCCAACCGUCACCUCCAUCCCAAAGCUGGAAGCCAUCUCGGUCUCGAGAAACAACCUCAAGGCGCUCUCCAGCGAUUUGGCCGAGCUGAAACACCUCGGAUCGAUCAUUGCGCGGCGCAACCAGAUCAACAUGCGCGGAUUGCCCGGCGCAGUGUUCUUGCUGGAGGACUUGAACACGGUCGAUCUCGGCUGGAACGACUUGAGCGACCUGCCCAUCGACGCGCUGGAGGCACGCGCGCUGAAGGUGCUGGCGCUCGCGCACAACCGCCUCAAGGCCAUUCCGUCGCAGCUGCUCAUCAACUCGCCGGAUAUCCAGUUCCUAGACGUGUCCAAUAACAUGAUUGACAGCAUUCCCCCGCAGUUGCGGCGCCUGGCCCACCUUGAAAGCCUCAAUCUCGCCCACAACCCGCUCGAGCACGUCUCGCUGCGCCCGCUGUGCGCCCUCAACACGCUGCAAAUACUCAAUCUCUCCAGCACACAGCGCACCGUGUCCAACAUUCCCGAUGUGCUCGACCAACUCUCCAACCUCACCGAGCUCGACUUGUCGUACAACACGCUGCCGACGAUUCCCAUCGUCCUGUACAACCUGGCUUCGCUGCGACGACUCAACCUCAGUAACAAUGGCCUCACCGAGGUGCUCCCCCUUAUUGGUCAGCUGGAAAACCUCGAGACCCUGAAUCUCUCGACCAACAAGCUGUCGUCCAUUCCAGACACCAUUUUUGACAUUCGCACGCUGCGUCGCCUCUAUGUCGAUCGCAACAACCUUCGCACGGUGCCCGACAAGUUUGAUCAGUGCACGGAACUCGAGCUCUUCUACGCCGCCCACAAUCACCUCACCGCCAUCCCCGUUUCGAUCUGCAGCUGCACCAAGCUCCGCCGAUUGAAACUGAACGAUAACAAAAUCUCAUCCGUGCCCGUGCAAAUUUACCAGCUCGAGCCACACCUCAAGUUGUUUGCUGUCGAGGAUAACCCCGACUUUGAGAUGCCCCCACGGCCCAAGGGCUUCACCGUCAACGACCUCUACAAUAUCGACUUUGACGCGCAGGCUGCGGCAGCGCAAGGUCAGCUCGGCACGUCGAUUCUCGCUUCGCGCGAUAUCAGUGUCCAGGCCACCGAGGUCAAGACAGCCAACGUCAAGCACACUGGUGCCGGUCUCAUCAAAGGUCGCGAGGCUGACACGGUCAAGGUGCUCAUGGGCAUGGCCAAGGUCAGCAACGACAAGGGAAAAUCGGCGCUCGCGAGCGCGCACACGGCUCCCGAGACCGAGGACGACAAGCCGGUCGAGACGCGCAAGCCCAAGCGUUGGGACGAGCAGAUCGAUCGUCCCCAGCUUGACUACAGUGAGAUUUUUGGCGACGCUGUCGGCAAGCAGGAGGGCGUCACUGUUUGGCGUAUUGAGAACUUUUUGCCCAUCGAGGGCGAGCCCGAGCUCAACGGCAAGUUCUACGAGGCAGACUGCUACAUUGUGCUCAAGUCGACGACAAACGAGCAAAACGGUGGUCUGGACUAUGCCAUCUGGUUCUGGAUUGGCGAAAAGUCGUCGUUGGACAAGAAGGCCAGCGCGGCCAUCCAUGCGGUCAACCUGCGCAACUAUUUGGAAGCAAAGACAAUGGUCUCGCGCGAAGAACAAAACGACGAGUCGGGAGAAUUCUUGCACUUGUUUAAUAACGAGAUUGCCUACAUUGAGGGCGGCACGGAGAGCGGCUUCUUUAUUGUCGAGCAGACGGAAUAUGUGACGCGCCUCUUCCGCGUGUGGGGCGAAAAGGAGACGCAUGCCGAGCCAUCGCCAUUGCUGCCCACCUCGUUGCACACCAAGCUGGUCUUCUUGUUGGACAUGGGCCUGAAAAUGUACGUGUGGGCUGGCGUCGAUUCCAAGCUCACGCAGCGGUCCAAGGCUCGCCUUCUUGCAGAGCGAUUGAACAAGAACGAGCGUGGCAACCGUGCUCAAAUUGUCCAGGUGAGCCAGGGCGAUGAGCCCGACGAAUUCUGGGCUCUGCUGCACGGACAGCAGGUGCUCCCCGACCGCGGCCACACCAACGGCUCCCAGCGUGGGCAUCAUGCCGCUGGUGACUUGCCCGUCCUCGCAGCUGUGACGUCUGAUCCGGCGAAGGCCGAGUUCCCCUUCCGACGAUCCUGUUUGUACAAGGUGGCUCUGGGCAAGGGCUUUUUGGAAUUGCCUCAGGUGGACACGUUCUCGUCUGGUGGCAACUUGUUGCAGAGCAUGCUCGAAUCGACGCACGUGUACAUUCUCGACUCGCAUGUGGAUGUUUUCAUCUGGAUUGGGCGCAAAUCGAGCCGCCUCGUCCGUGCUGCAGCCAUGAAACUCUCGGACGAACUCAUGCACAUUCUGCCUCGGCCUGCUCACGCCAUUGCUAUCAAGGUGCUCGAGCUUGCUGAAACCCAGUUCUUCAAGCUGCACUUCCAGGGAUGGGACGAUGCCAUUGCCGUCGAUUUCAGCGCACAGAACAUUAUGCCGCCAGUGCUCACCGUCAAGCAAAAGCAGGAGCGCGUCAAGGCGACCAUCGAGCGUCCCGAGGUCAAGUACACUCCGCCCAAGGUUGACAUUCGUGCGCUCUUCACUGCACGCCCAAACCACCUGGCGGACGAGCAGGCCGAGGACUUUAUGGCCGACGCCAACGACCGUCUUGAAAAGAUGGAGUGCUUUGUGCUCGAAGGCCGCAAGUUUGUGCGUCUGCCCAAGAAGGAGGUCGGCCAGUUCUACGACCACGACUGCUAUGUCUUCUUGUGCACGUACUGGAAGGACAAGGACUAUGUCUUCCAUGACAGCAACGAAAAUGACGUCGACACAGUCAAGCGACCUGGCGAAAAGGACGCUGCGGCGGCGGACGGCAGCGAUGACGAGGCCGAGGGCAAGGGCAAGGGCAAGGGCAAGGCCAGCAGCGACGACGAAGAAAACGGCGAGGAAGGCGAGGGCGACGAAGAUGAUGACCAAGACGAAGAAGAGGAGGAGGAGGAGGAAGAAGAAGAGGAAGACGAAAUUGAAUGCGUCGUCUACUUUUGGCAAGGUCGCUUUGCCAACAAGAUGGGUUGGCUGACCUUUACCUUCUCCUUCCAGAAGGAAAUUGAAAAGCUGGUCGACACCAACUUUGGCUGCUCGCUCCGUGUUCUUCGCAGCUUCCAGCAGCGCGAGUCGAUGACCUUCCUUUCGCACUUUGGCGGCCGAUUUGUGAUUCAUCACGGGCAGCGACCGACCAAGGCCGAGUCGGCCGCUUUGGCAGCCAUCACGGGCACGACCAAGGGCUCUCCCGCAAAGCAAGCCGCGUCGUCAAAGCUUGCGGCCACUUCGAUGGCCGUCAUGCUGUACCACAUCCGACAAAACUCGUCCCGCAUCACCAUGCGCACCAUUUGCGAGCGGCCCCAUGCGUCGUCCUUGUGCUCGCAGCAUUGCUAUGUGCUCAAGGUGCCCUUCGACAAUGUCAAGAGCGGUAUUGUGUAUGUUUGGAUUGGCAAGCACGCAUCUGCCGUGGACGCCAAGCUGGCCGACACCAUUGGUCACUUGAUCAAGGGCGAUCUGCCCUACUCGCUCCAGACCAUCAUGGAAGGCAACGAACCUGAAAACUUUUUCUGGGUUGGUCUCGGCGGCAAGGCUGCCUAUGAUGCCGAUGCCGACUACAUUGGCAAGGCUCGUCUCUUCCAGUGCACCAACGCCGACGGCUACUUUGCCAUUUUGGAAAAGAAUCCCGACUUCUGCCAGGACGAUCUUGCCGACGAGGAUGUCAUGAUUCUCGACACGAGCAAGGAUGUCUUCCUCUGGUUUGGCGCGCAUGCCAGUGAAGCUGAAAAGAAGCUGGCCAUCAAGAGUGCUCAGGUCUAUCUGGAGCGGAAUGGAGACGGACGCACCGUCAAAAACCUCAAGAUUGCCAAGCGUGGCCGUGAGCCGCAUGCGUUCACGCGCUGCUUCCACGGCUGGGAUGACACUCCUCGCGAGCGCGAGUCGCUCUAAAGGCAGACGACGCUUGGUCGGACUGUUUGACUCGCUUUUGGCGACCUUCCUCGCUUUGUCAAUCUUUUGGUUAACUGGGGCUGUUUUUUGGCCGUUGUUAUUGACUUGGUUGUGUUUGUUGGUUUGUGGUUGUCUGUUGUUUGUGUGAGUUCUUGUUAUUGUUCAUUUUACACACUUUUCAUUUUGG